Messenger RNA from Propithecus coquereli (Coquerel's sifaka), 792 nucleotides. RefSeq lists its product as uncharacterized. Gene Ontology annotation, biological process: regulation of DNA-templated transcription. The record is from RefSeq and is a predicted model, not a curated record. The coding region runs from base 1 to 792 and encodes 263 amino acids. The transcript has 5 exons. NCBI's taxonomy places the organism in Eukaryota, Metazoa, Chordata, Mammalia, Primates, Indriidae.
AUGGUGAACCUUGCAGAAUUAAAGUCCUCAUUCGUCUGCGUCCGUGUUGAAACAAGAAAGGACUGGAGGCUCCUGACAGGGAAGCUUUGGGCGUCAAUCGAGGAAAUCAAGCCUGACCCGCUGCAGUGGGCAAACCCCACUCCAUCAGCGAGUUUUCUCUCCAGUGACCUCCUCCGAGCAAAGGGCGCCCCAGAAGGAGCGCAGCGGACAGGGCCCGACCGCCCGGAGAUCACGCGGCAAAUUUGCGCCCCGAACCUCCGCCUUCCAGCAGUUGUUGCAUUGCCGCUCCACAGGGGCCACUGGGCCCGAGGAUCAACCUCCAGCCCCGGCUCUCUGUACCAGGAGAGGCUGUGCCAACCCGCGUUCAGGGUGCGAGCUCGCCCACUUACUCAGCUUGCGAAGAUGCCGGCCAAGCCGGAUGUCGGCUUAGCGCGCGAGGCUUCUCGGUUAAAUUUCACAAUGUCCAAGGCUCUGCCAGCUGAUCACCUGCCUUGUGAUCAAAGAAAACUCAGCUGGCCCAAAGGGAAAGUGAGGCUAAUUGAUCAAUAUCCUAAGGGACUGUUGACAUUCAGGGAUGUGACCAUAGAAUUUUCUCCAGAAGAGCAGGCAUGCCUGGAACCUGCUCAAUGGAAUUUGUAUAGAGAUGUGAUGUUAGAGAACUACAGAAACCUGGUCUCCCUCGGUCUUGCUGUCUUUAAGCCAGACCUGAUCACCUGUCUGGAGCAAAGGAAAGGGCCCUGGAAUGUGAAGAGACAUGAAACUUUAGCAGAACAGCCAGGUAGGUGGGAGUGA